Mercurialis annua (annual mercury) is the source of this 1424-nucleotide messenger RNA. Its product is annotated as acyl-CoA-binding domain-containing protein 3-like. The coding region runs from base 169 to 1152 and encodes 327 amino acids. Gene Ontology annotation, molecular function: fatty-acyl-CoA binding. Lineage: Eukaryota; Viridiplantae; Streptophyta; Magnoliopsida; Malpighiales; Euphorbiaceae. Gene Ontology annotation, biological process: fatty acid metabolic process. The transcript is spliced from 5 exons. The record is from RefSeq and is a predicted model, not a curated record.
GGCGAAAGUGAAAAAGAGAAAGCAGGCAGAAUAUGCUUUGCUCUUCUCAGCAAAUAUCCCCUAUUUUCAAUUAACUUCCAUUCCGUAGUCAUUACUUUUCUUUCAUCUCCCUCUACCUACCUCUUCUCAUAAUAUUAUUAUUAACAUCUUCUUCAUUUUUCGAAGAUAAUGGAGUUGCUUCAAGAGCUUUUCGUGACGGUUAUUGUCGCUGUUCUAUUUUCGUUUCUCAUUGCUAAACUUGUUUCUUUAGGUGCUGCUGAUUCUAAUAAUAGUAAUAAACCGGAGUUAUCAAAUACUCAAAAUCUCGAUCAAGCUAAUACCAGUGGAGAAAUGGAUGAGAUUACCAUGGAGGAGCUAUCAUUUCAUGAUAAUUUGACAACUGAGGGGUUGAAAAGUGAGAAACGAGUCGAAUUCGUCCAGGAUUUUUCAACGACAGUCGAUAAAUUAUCAGGAGAAUCGAAAUCAGUUUACGCCGAUGAAGUAAUUGAAACGGAAUUGCAGACAAAAUUAAUAUCGUCAGAAGAUGUUUUAGUUAUAGAAAACAGAGAAACUGAAACGGUUGAAAUAGAAAAAUCCUCUGCUUGCAACGACGUCGUUUUGGAUGAGAUCAUUGGAGCAGUAUUGGACUUUGAUAAAGAAAAGGAUGAAAAGAAAAUAGAAGUCGUUGAAAUUGAUGAUGAUUGGGAAGGGAUUGAGAGGACUGAAUUGGAAAAGAUGUUUGCAGAAGCAGCUAAAUUUGUGGAAUGUGGAGAUGUGAAAGAUGAAGAAGGUUUGCGAAUGGAACUUUAUGCUCUUCAUAAAGUAGCUACUGAAGGUCCAUGCCGCGAGCAGCCUCCUAUGCCGCUUCAUUUUGCUGCUCGAGCCAAGUGGAAUGCUUGGCAAAGGCUGGGAAAUAUGAAUCCGGAGGUGGCUAUGGAGCAAUAUGUUGCCCUUGUAUCGGCUAAGGUCCCUGGUUGGAUGGAUGACACAUCCAAUGGCAAUGAUGAACCUGGAUCAUCUGAGGCAGAAAAUCCGGGCGUGUUGGCCUCAGAUUUAAGUACAUCUUCUUCCAAUGGUUCAAGCAUUACAGAAAGGACUUCAGAAGAGACGCCUCACAUUGAGAAAAAAGACUCGACUGAAGGUCCAAACCUGCAAACCAGGGCUAAAGAAUGAGCUUUUGUUUGCUGCUCGACUGUCCCAACCCAAAUGGUCAUUCUCUAUUUGCUUGACCAGAAACAAGUGUAACUAAUACUCGUUGCCGAUAAUAAAAAUGAUCUCAAGUUUGUAAGGGAUUUCCCUGGUCUGUGUUAUCUAUAAUUUGUCUAUAAUUAGCUAUAUUGUCUAAAAUUGCUGUGUGGUAAUCAGAACUUGUUGAUGUAAAUAAAUUUCCUGUAAUAUAUUUAUCUUCAUUUAAUUAAAUGGAUGGCUGGGAUAGUCGAAUGAAA